This is a messenger RNA of Trichomycterus rosablanca, 3580 nucleotides long. RefSeq names its product establishment of sister chromatid cohesion N-acetyltransferase 1 (gene esco1). Gene Ontology annotation, cellular component: nucleus; chromatin. Gene Ontology annotation, biological process: mitotic sister chromatid cohesion. The transcript has 10 exons. Bases 85 to 2964 code for a protein of 959 amino acids. Gene Ontology annotation, molecular function: protein-lysine-acetyltransferase activity. Lineage: Eukaryota; Metazoa; Chordata; Actinopteri; Siluriformes; Trichomycteridae. The record is from RefSeq and is a predicted model, not a curated record.
AGAACGCUCCGGAAGAAAAGGUAAACUUUACACAACGCGGAACAGCUGUUUUUUAAGAAGCAGGAAAGAUAAGUCAGUUUAAGAAUGCCAUGCCCUAAAAGAAAAAUGCAAUCUUCUGAGCCUCAAAAUAAUAAAGAAAUUAUGGGUCAGAGCCUUGCAACAUCUGAUAAAACAGGUCAUAUGUCGCAAAGGACUGUUUGUCCAGAAGUGCCACAGAAGAAAUUUUUAGUGUCCAAAAGAAAACCUUCAACACGUCAUAAAGAAGAGAAAAGGCAACCUCGCCGUUCCUCUAGACUGAAAAGGGUCUCAAAUAUGUUAACAAGUGGAAAAAGAAAAAGACUAUCAAUUACACCUGCUCUGUCAAAAGAACCAGGCACAGUUUCAAAGAUUCAGUUUGCUAAAGUUUUAAAUGCACCUGAAAAAAAAAUGUUUUCAACUUUGUCUGUCCUUAAAAAAGGAAGCAAGCAAUACUCUUCACCAAAAGUGAAGAGAGAUAAAUCUGAGUAUCCUCUUUCAAAAACACCUUGCACAAUGUUAGCAUUGCCCUAUCCUGUUCUUACAGAGCACAGUUAUGGUCAACCUUCUGAUUCACAAAGUGAAGAAACAACGCUGCCAGACAAAAACAAAAUAGGAGGAAUAACCAAAUAUGGUCUUGAUUUGAAGGACCAAGAAGAUCCUACAGUGUGUCUUUCAGUGACAAAAGUAAGUCAUGCUUCUGUUGAUAAAAUUUGUCUUCAAGAAGAAAAACAACUUCCGAUUGACCCCAUUGGGAAAAUCACUGUGAGUUUGGAUGCCAGGGUUAAUAUGGGAAGAACAUCUUCAGCCCCCCUACAAGCACUUUUUGUUCAAGGGGCAGACGUAAGAAAACAUGUAACAUCUAAUACUAAAAAUAUAGUUAAUUUGGAUGCAUCUGAGAGUGUAAACGCAUGUUAUCUUCAGGAUUCUAUUCAGGCAACAGAGGUCUCUAUUGCUCCUGUUGUGAUCCAGAGCCCUCAGACUUCAGAUUCUUUUUUGAAGCUGGACAGUUUUGAGAUUGAGCACUGUGUGGUUGAAAUUGAAACAGUAGAAGAAGUAAUUAGUGACUUUGAUGCCUCAAAGAACCACCAGCAGCAAUUCCCUGACUUGCAGGAGUUGACCGAGCUCAAAGAAAUUAGCAAAGCUGUAGCAUGCAAUGAAAGCACCUCAACUCUACCACAGAACAGCACAGAUGAUUUAACACAAGUUUUCACCUUGCAGACUAGCUCUGAACCUCUCAAGAAGCAAGCAAUGAAUCCUCAGGCAAGAACCAAGGCUCGUUUAGCAGCCCUUGCUGAGGAAAAAGCAGCUGCGGCUAAAAGGCAACCACCCAAGCAGCUCAAUAUCUUGGCUCUGUGUGAGGAAAUUGCAGAUGACAUAGCAUCUGACACAGGAGCAGCAAAAGAAGAGGAAACACAGGAAAGUAUUCAAUCUGAUGAGAUGAACCAGAAUAAAAGUGAGUUGGAUAACACCUUUAUCUCCACUGUUUCCAGUGACUUUUCUCCACCCAAAACCCCCACAGAGGACAUACUUGAACAGGCACAGGUAAAUGCCCCCAAAAAAAGAUUUUUUCUCAGCCAUGUGUCCAUCCCUAUUAAAACCCAGGAGAAAACAAAACUGUCCCGCUUCCAAAAGCUAAGGCAGGUUGAACUUAUGAGAGAAAAGCUGACUUGGACACGCGUUAAAAAAAUGAAGUCCGAUCAGGCUACUCAGGAUGGUGCAGUGGUCUCCACACAGUGCUUGCCAAUUUUGGUAUCAACCAGUCAGGUCAGUGCUCCUUCCCCUGUGCCACUUGCAUCAGAGAGGUUGUCCAAAGGAGGACCAAAGGAGCACAGAAAGGCUCUCCCAGCUGUAGCACCACCCAUGCCCAAUGGUACUACUAGCUCAAAGAGUAAGUCUGCUAUAGAGUAUAAGCCAUAUUUUCCCAGACCAAAGUAUUCGCCAGAUGACUUUGAGCUGGAUGAACCUGAGGAGCUGCAUAGCAAGCCAGCUGCUGCACAACAGGAGAGAAGAAUGGAGCAUAAUCUACCACCAGCUAAAGAGUCCCCUAAAAUUUCAGAAAAGUACUCAAGCAUUCAAAGUUCUGCAGUAUCUACAAGCAUCAUGCCAAAAUCAAGCAAUGAACAAGAGCCUACAUCAACUGAAAAUGUAGAAGUCACAGACAGGAAUAGUUUUGGCUCUGAGACAGAAACAGUUUGUAUUGAGGGACCAACGACACCAAGUACAGGAGCAGAACAAAGAAGCAUAAAAAACAAGAGUCAGAAUGCGUUUGGAGCUGUGACUUGCAACAUUUGUGGGAUGCUGUACUCGCCAUCCACUACAGAGGACGAGACCCAGCACCUGCUCUUCCACAACCAGUUUAUUAGUGCUGUCAGAUAUGUGGGCUGGAAGAAAGAGAGAAUUUUAGGACAGUACCCAGAUGGCAAAGUUAUUCUUGUUCUCCCUGAUGACCCCAAAUAUGCACUCAAAAAGGUGGAGGAGAUUAGAGAAAUGGUGGACAGUGACCUGGGAUUUCAGCAAGUGGACACAAAGGUCCCUUCCCAGACCAAAACCUUUCUUUUUAUUUCAAAUGACAGGAAGGUGGCUGGAUGCCUGAUUGCUGAACAUAUUCAAGAGGGCUAUAGGGUGAUAGAGGAGCCAUUGCCAGAGGGCUCGGAAGGCGAAAAGGCAAUGUUUGAGCGACAGAGGGCUUGGUGUUGCUCUACAAUUCCAGAGCCAGCAGUCUGUGGGAUCAGUCGCAUUUGGGUAUUUAGUAUGAUGAGAAGAAGAGGCAUUGCAUCACGAAUGAUCGAGUGCCUCAGGAACAAUUUUAUCUAUGGAUCACAUUUAAGCAAAGAUGAAAUUGCUUUCUCAGAUCCUACACCUGAUGGAAAGCUUUUUGCUGCUCAUUACUGUGGCACCUCACAGUUUUUAGUGUAUAACUUCAUUAGUGGGACAAGUUUACCCUGACAUCAACUGCAAAUGGACUCAAUUCUACAGAACUCCCUUCAAAUAUUUAAACAGUAGAAGAGGAUUGUCAAUCAACGCAUAAAAACACCAAAUGGAAUAAACAAUAUAUAAAUCGGAGCUGCAUCCUGACAUGAAUUUGACAGAUUUUACAGGCAUGAACUCAUAUUUAACAUGCUUUCUUCAAAUAAAAAUGUUAAUCUGGCAUCUUUGAUUAGAUAAUAUGAUUUUAUAUCAUAUACUAAACUGUAUAGAUACGAAAGAGCUGAUCCCAGGUCAAAAUUAGGAUAGUUUUAUUGCGUUUUGUAAAGCUGAGUUUUAAUAUCUUUCUUCAGAGGGCAGAGGACACAGUUAUGCAUUAUUUAUAUUUACUCUUUUAAGGCCAGCUGAAAUUAAAAUUUAAACUACACUGUACAGUAGCAUAUAGCUGUUGUUUUUUGCUUUGUAAAAGUCUGCCACUCUCAGUUGAAGCCUAUCAAAGUUUGCUUAAUUUUAUAUGAACACUUCUACUGUAAGCAGUGUCUCCCUGUUGAGGCUACAACUGAAAUCAUUGUGAUCUCAGGUAAAAUAAAUAAAAUUUGUACAAGAUUUCUCCAAAUAUUAAAAAAUCUGUAUUGCA